This is a messenger RNA of Penicillium longicatenatum, 735 nucleotides long. RefSeq lists its product as uncharacterized. The record is from RefSeq and is a predicted model, not a curated record. Lineage: Eukaryota; Fungi; Ascomycota; Eurotiomycetes; Eurotiales; Aspergillaceae. The coding region runs from base 1 to 735 and encodes 244 amino acids. Gene Ontology annotation, molecular function: acetate transmembrane transporter activity. The transcript has 3 exons. Gene Ontology annotation, cellular component: plasma membrane.
AUGUCCUCCACGACCUGCCAAGAUGGUGCCAUUCAUACUCAUAAAAAAACCGAGUCAGUGGACAUUGAACAACAAGGCCGACCAAUCGCCCUAGAUUCGGGACUUCCAAAGUCUCUGGGUGCAGGUUCUGCGUUGGCGCUAGGUGCAUUCGGCACAACACUCACCACGCUCUCGUUGAGUCUAAUGGAAUGGCGAGGAGUAACCACCGACAACGUUUUCGUGGCCAACUUCUUCUUUAUCUCGGCAUUUGGGUUGGUUAUUACGGCGCAGUGGGAACUGUCUAUUGGGAAUGGCUUUGCCUAUACGGUUUUCAGCGCAUUUGGUCUUUUCUACGCUGGAUACGGGGCCCUUCUGACUCCUGCAUUCGGCAUUUCCCAGGCCUACGGCGGGACCAGUACAGCAGAGUAUAACAAUGCCGUCGGAUUCUUCAUGAUUCUAUGGACGGUAUUUGUAUUCACGUUCCUUAUUGCCUCACUCGCAAGCAACAUUGCAUACAUCCUAGUAUUUUUCUUCGUUGACCUUGGGUUCUUGACGGUUGCUGCAAGCUACUUCGCCAAAGCUGAUGGCCAUGUCGCGUCUGCCGUCGCGUUGCAAAAGUCAGGCGGAGUAUUCUGUUUUCUGGCUGGAUUAAUUGGAUGGUAUAUUGUUUUCCACUUGUUGCUGCAGGAAUCUAUUCUGGAUCUACCAUUGGGUGAUACUUCGAGGUACUUCAGGAAGGGCAAGAAGAGGGAGUAG